AUGGAAAACAACGACCCAGAAGGAGGUGGAGAAGGACGAAGGAGAGACAUAGAAGAAGGAGAGAAAGACAAACAGCUGAAGAACCAACUCAACAGCGAGGAGAAGGGCGAGAAAGAGAACCAGGUGGGCGGUGAGAAGGAGAGGAAGCGGGUGAGCCGGCGGUCUGGAUCACUGUGGAGGAGCGGCUGGGCGCCGAGCGAACGUCUUGCUAUCAACGUCUCAGGGAUGCGCUAUGAGACCCAGCUCCGCACCUUGGCCCAGUUCCCAGACUCCAUGCUGGGCGACCCCAGACGGCGGCUUCGCUACUUCGACCCAUUGCGCAAUGAGCUCUUCUUGGACCGCAACCGGGCCUGUUUUGACGCCAUCCUCUACUUCUACCAGUCGGGCGGGCGGCUCCGGCGGCCCGCCAACGUGCCCCUGGACAUUUUCAUUGACGAGCUGUGUUUCUAUGAGCUGGGCGAGGAGAUCAUGGCACGCUUCAAGGAGGAUGAGGGUUUCCCCAAGGAGGAAGCCCCAUCGCUGCCCGUCAACGAGGUCCAGCGGAGUCUGUGGAUGCUUUUCGAGCAUCCGGAGUCGUCAUCGGGCGCGCGCAUCAUCGCCAUCGUCAGCGUCAUGGUGAUCGUGGUGUCCAUCCUCAUCUUUUGCCUAGAGACGCUGCCUGACUUCAGGAGCGAGAAGGAGCUUCGUGAGGAGUACUUCUACAAGUACCACGCCCACGACAAGAACAUCUCCGUGCACAUGCUUCCCCCCGCCAGUGUCUUCCAGGAUCCCUUCUUCCUGGUGGAGACUAUAUGUAUCUGCUGGUUCUCUUUUGAGCUGUUCAUGCGGUUCAUCUGCUCGCCCAGCAAGAUGCACUUUUUCAAGGACGUGAUGAACAUCAUCGACUUCACAGCCAUCCUGCCCUUCUUCGUGACACUGAUCACUGAGCUGUCCAAGGACACGGAGAACGCACCGGGAAUGUCACUGGCCAUCAUCCGUGUAAUCCGGUUAGUCAGAGUGUUCAGGAUCUUCAAGCUGUCCCGCCACUCCAAGGGCCUGCAGAUCCUGGGCCAGACGCUGAGGGCCAGCAUGCGUGAGCUAGGCCUACUCAUCUUUUUCCUCGUCAUCGGCGUCAUCAUCUUCGCCAGCGCCAUCUUCUUCGCCGAGGCCGACCACAAGGACACAGCGUUCGUCAGCAUCCCUGGCGCCUUCUGGUGGGCUGUGGUUACCAUGACCACCGUGGGCUACGGUGACAUGUACCCAGAGACGGUGUGGGGCAAGCUGGUUGGCUCUAUGUGCGCCAUCGCCGGCGUGCUUACCAUCUCGCUGCCCGUGCCCGUCAUCGUGUCCAACUUCAGCUACUUCUACCACCGCGAGACGGAGUGCGAGGACCAAACCCAGUACACACACGUCAAGACCUCGCUGUGGGAGGACGAGGAGCACGAGGAGGGGGAGGAAGAAGGGGACGGAGAAGGAGAUUACAAUGCCAUAGAGGGCAUCUGCAACCCUCUGAAUAGGACUCUGUUGGGGGGGCUGUGCGCUGGGCAGAGCAGGGAGUCAAGUGGGGCAAAGAUGUACCUCAGGGAACCCCUGGUAACUCAGGUGUGA
Salvelinus namaycush (lake trout) is the source of this 1587-nucleotide messenger RNA. Its product is annotated as potassium voltage-gated channel subfamily A member 1-like. NCBI's taxonomy places the organism in Eukaryota, Metazoa, Chordata, Actinopteri, Salmoniformes, Salmonidae. The transcript has 2 exons. The record is from RefSeq and is a predicted model, not a curated record. Gene Ontology annotation, cellular component: voltage-gated potassium channel complex; membrane. Gene Ontology annotation, molecular function: protein binding; delayed rectifier potassium channel activity. Gene Ontology annotation, biological process: potassium ion transmembrane transport; protein homooligomerization. Bases 1 to 1587 code for a protein of 528 amino acids.